Messenger RNA from Pristis pectinata (smalltooth sawfish), 2901 nucleotides. Its product is annotated as BTB/POZ domain-containing protein KCTD19-like. Lineage: Eukaryota; Metazoa; Chordata; Chondrichthyes; Rhinopristiformes; Pristidae. Gene Ontology annotation, biological process: protein homooligomerization. The coding region runs from base 144 to 2552 and encodes 802 amino acids. The record is from RefSeq and is a predicted model, not a curated record. The transcript has 16 exons.
AGGGCGGGAGGCCGGGACGGUUUUGUUCAAAAUGUUUGGAGGGAUCGCGGGCGGGAAGGUCAAACGGACGCAAGGCGUGAAUCGGUCCGGGCUGCGAUGCAAAAGUAACUGGAGAGCGAGUUCCACAAAAGGGAAGAAAUAUUAUGGCACCAGAAGACUAUCAGGAAGAGGAUUCUUUUUGUUUCAAUGUAGGAGGCUGGUUCUUUUCAAUUCCAAAGUCAAAACUUUUACAGUUCCGUGACUCAGUAUUGUGGCAAGAAGCUUCCAGCCUUGUUCAUUCUGAAGAUGCCAGACUUUUUAUUGACCGAGAUGGAUAUACUUUCCGUCAUGUACACUAUUAUUUGCAUACAUCAAAGCUGUCUUUUUCCUGCCUCUCUGAAAUUAGUUUGUUGUAUGAGCAAGCUACAGCAAUGUGUUUAACAUCUUUGCAACAGGCUUUGGAUAAUAUGAAAGAAAGUAAACAUCAUUUGCGUGUACGACUUGAAGAUGUACCAGUCACUCAAAGAGCCUAUAAGAAUUAUUGGAGAACAAGAUGUAACAGUAAACCUUCAGACUUCCAAAUUAAAAGUCCAGUGUUCACAGGUUUACCUGAUAAAGCCCCAUUAGGAUUGAUAGACACACCACUGUUGGAUACAGAAGAAGAGGUGCACUGGUAUUUUCUUCCUUUGGAUCUGGUGAAGAAAUACCCAACUUUAAUCAAUGAAGAUAAUUUGCUGUGGGUGUGUGAGGGAGUUGUCCUCAUAGAAAUUGGCUGGAGUAAUUUUCGAUAUAUAGCAAAUUUCCUUCUGACUGGCAAGCUUAUUGUACCAGACAAAUUUUCAGAAGUAGAUGUUCUUCUGACUGAAAUGGAGAUGCUUCAAAUUCCAGAACUCAUCAAAGCUGUGAAGUCAUAUAAGAGAGACAUGGAUGGUAAUCCCAAAGAUGCCUCUAUCCCUGGCAAUUCUGUACACCAUUCUGAUGUGGGUUGUGAGUCUGCAUGUGCUAUGGCAAAUAAACCAUUAUAUGUCCUUGUCCUGGAAUUAUUAGUGAAAUACCCAGACUCAGCACUAGGACAGCUUUGCAUUGAAAGCAGCCUUGAUGGGAUGAAGCUAUAUAUUUUUGGCAAUGGAGUUCUUUUUAAACAUGUCAGAAGCUGGUUGGGGACAUGUCGUUUACCUUUGACUGAAGAUGUGUCUCAAAUGUGUGCAGUUUGUGUUUUUCUGGACCGACAUGACAGCCUGUACCAGCCAGUAAAGGAUGCCAUGCGACUUUAUCUACAGAAAAGAAAAAGGGAGACACUUGAAUCAAGGUUUAAGAUAAAUGAGAGUUGGACUGCUGAUGUAGACAGCCAUACUCUUCAUCAGAUUGUAAAAGUUUAUGUGGGAAAUUAUUGGUAUGCCACUUACCUGAAUACCUUCCUGAAGUAUCCAGAACUGCUGUAUAAUCGCAACAAAGCACAAUGGAUUGCAUAUGGCAAGACACUUUUCAUCAUUGGAGAUGGUCAGAUGUUUAGGCAUAUUAUCAACUUCCUGAGAUUUGACAAACUGUAUAUUCCAUCAGGAUUCAAAGAAUGGCCUUUACUUUGUCAAGAAAUAGAAGAUUGUAAGAUUCCUGCACUUACUGAAGCCUUGCAAAAUUGUGAACAAUACAGAAUUUGGUACGCGGAGAAUGAAGUAGAGACAGUUACAGCAGAAGCAGUUGAUGUUUCUACAGAAAUGUCAAAGUCAAUUUCAUCUGUGGAGCUGCAUGGAAGCUUAGCGGAAAAGGAAACUGUGUUAAAUCAUGUUAUGCAAAAGGAGCAUGCCAAUACCGAAAUAGAUCAAUGCAGAAUAAUCAAUUUGAACUGGAGUAAUAAGACAACUCAGACAAAAAUUGUGUCCAUGAGCCCAGCUUCUAGAAGUUACAAUCCAACUCUUUCACCCCGUAAAGCAAGAAAAAGUAAAUUAAAUACAAUUCUUGGAUGGAAGCAAGUUACUGUGGGUUCUUGUGCUUCAGGCAAUGAAGUAUGUUUGGAAGAUUCAGUAAGUCCACCUCAAAAACGAACAGCCAAACCACAUCAUAAUGGACAGACUGAAACAAUGACGUCGAUAGAUAAAUUAAUUUCGCUUGUUAAUGGAUGGAAGAAUAGUAGCACUGAGCGAGCUGGAUUUUUGUCCGAUCCUGGUUCUAAAGGAAAACAAUUUGAUAAAUCAAUGGACUGUAAUCAUUUUGAUGGUUGGCCACACAACACUGGAUUCAUUAUAAAAGUCCACCAUCCUCUCCUCCUGGGAAAUGAUGGCUACUCGGAGUUUUACACAGAUAGUGUGUUAUACAUGAAGUAUUCUACAGACCUGAUGCACAAUUCGGUCACUCAGAAAAGAGCGAAAUCUCAGACAGGACAAAUAACACCGGAAACAUUUGUGUCAAAACUGCUAAACCUAAAGGCCUUCAAGAACCAUAAACAGUCACAUGACAAACUGGUUAAAUGGUUAACAUUAACAUUGCCAUUUGCUCGAAAGUAUAGCCACUGCAUGGAGCUACUGUUGAAGAAAGGAUAUUAUAAAUCAGUCUCAUUUCCUGUGUUAGGGAACUAAUCUGAAAAAAUGGCAAGAGAAAUUAAUCUCUAUUACUUUCAUUGUAUGCAGUGAUUUGCUGUCAAUUUAAAAAGCAUAAUUUGAUUAGUCUUUUUACUGGCAGAUGUUUGUUUAGGAAACAGCUUCAAAGAUGAAGAUCUUAAGUAUUUUGUGGUGAGUGCAAUGAUACUCUAGCCCAUCUUGUGGAAUGAAAGGAGAGCGUGUAGAAAUAUCAGUCUCCAAAAGGUUACAAAAUAUGCUUAUUUUAUAUCUUAUAGAAGGCAAAUGAAACUUUAAUUUGGUCACAUGAAAUACUGUCUUAAGUGGUAAAACCUUAUCUUUACAAGAAGAUGUAUUUUAAUGUUUGGAU